Messenger RNA from Myxocyprinus asiaticus (Chinese sucker), 1076 nucleotides. Its product is annotated as trypsin-3-like. NCBI's taxonomy places the organism in Eukaryota, Metazoa, Chordata, Actinopteri, Cypriniformes, Catostomidae. Bases 184 to 942 code for a protein of 252 amino acids. Gene Ontology annotation, biological process: proteolysis. Gene Ontology annotation, molecular function: serine-type endopeptidase activity. The transcript is spliced from 5 exons. The record is from RefSeq and is a predicted model, not a curated record.
UUGUAACAAAACAUGCUGGGAAAAGAAUGUUCUGUACAUUAUGUCAAACCAUAUGCUGGAUUCACACGCUGUUUACUAUUUUAAGGCUUAGGUAAUGCACAUAAAUGUAUGUAUGUCCUUGAGAAUUGUAUCUAGCAUUGGAGUAGACAGAGUAUAUAAGGUGGGUCUUAGAACAUUCAGAGCAUGACACUCUUAGGCAACAUGAAGGCUCUCAUUCUUCUGGCUUUGUUCACUGUGACCUAUGCCGCUCCUCUUGAUGAAGAUGAUAAAAUUGUUGGGGGAUUUGAGUGUACUAAGAAUGGUGUUCCAUACCAAGUUUCUCUGAAUAGUGGGUAUCACUUUUGUGGUGGCUCUCUGAUCAGCAACCUCUGGGUCGUGUCUGCUGCUCACUGUUACAAGUCUCGUGUCCAGGUCCGUCUUGGUGAGCAUAACAUCGAUGUUACUGAGAACACUGAGCAGUUCAUCAACUCUGACAAAGUCAUCAGGCACCCCCGAUACAACAGCAAUAAUCUGGACAAUGACAUCAUGCUGAUCAAGCUGAGCCAGCCUGCCACCUUGAACAGUUACGUUCAGACUAUCGCUCUGCCUUCAAGCUGUGCUGGAGCUGGUUCCAACUGCCUGAUCUCUGGAUGGGGCAACAUGAGCGCAAGUGGAAGCAACUACCCCAGCCGUCUAAUGUGCCUGUGGGCUCCUAUCCUGAGUGACAGCUCCUGCAAAAACGCCUACCCAGGUCAGAUCACCUCCAACAUGUUCUGUGCUGGUUUCUUGGAGGGCGGCAAGGACUCCUGCCAGGGUGACUCUGGCGGCCCAGUGGUAUGCAACAACCAGCUGCAGGGUAUUGUGUCCUGGGGUUACGGCUGUGCCCAGAGGAACAAACCUGGUGUCUAUGCCAAGGUUUGCAACUUUACCACUUGGAUCAGAGACACCGUCAACUCCAAUUAGGCUCUGAUAGAUUUUAUGAGACCAUACUCAUUUCAUUAUAUAUCAUUUGACAAGCCUAAAUAAAUGUCUGAGAACAAAUAAAAGUUUUGUCAUUGCAUUUUUUUAUAAUUUGCUGGGUUUUAUGAGAACAAAAG